Molecule: messenger RNA, 5830 nt
Organism: Oncorhynchus masou masou (cherry salmon)
Lineage: Eukaryota; Metazoa; Chordata; Actinopteri; Salmoniformes; Salmonidae
Product: insulin-like growth factor-binding protein 4
Exons: 4
Coding region: 639-1427 (262 amino acids)
Biological process (GO): regulation of insulin-like growth factor receptor signaling pathway
Cellular component (GO): extracellular region
Molecular function (GO): insulin-like growth factor II binding; insulin-like growth factor I binding
Source: RefSeq, a predicted model, not a curated record
UUCCAAGAAGAGCCACUCGUGUAGAGCCAUUCUCAGGAGCAACCCAUUGCACUGCACCCCAUAUGGAAGAGGAAAUUGCUACUCAACUUGAAAAACUUGACGCCCCUUCCCUACACCUGGACAUUGGCAAACCACAGACUUUUCUCAUUGCACUAUAAAAGGCUUCAUGGGCUCUGUGUGAAUUCUUCUUGAAGGGAGAAAGACUCACCUAAAUAGACCAGUGGAUAUUUGUUCUACUUCCCAACAAAUAACCACUUUGUGCGACUCAGAGACUUAAAGACUUUCGUCGCAUGGGAGAGCAAGGACUAGAUAUUUAACAUUCUUUGAUCUACCUGCAUUCUUUUUCCAACCUCCCAAACAUCCUAGGAAAUCAAGCCUAACAAACGGCGAGGUAAAACAGCGGGGACAUUGUGUUCCAACUCCUGCCAAAACCCCUGCCACCCGAAACACCAACCAGCGGGCAACAUCAAAGACCAAACCCUCUAACCGCCUCCCUCCCAUUCCUUACCCUCCAAAACUAAAGCAGAGACCAAACAGUUGUGGGUGAGAGAGCAGAGAAACAGAGAGAAUACAAACAAACUGCAGGAAGUGCAAGAGAAAUCGAGGGCAAAGAUUUGAGAUCACGCCUUGGGACUGCCAUGGUGCGAGGUGGCGGUGCGGCUAUAGCGCCGCCCUGCUGGGGCCUGUGGGCGGUGGGCGCCCUUUCGCUGGCGACCCUGUGUCUGACGGAGGAGGCCAUCCGCUGCCCCGUGUGCUCUGAGGAGCGGCUGGCCAGCUGCCAGCUGCCUGAUGGCAGCUGCGAAGAGACGGUGAGGGAGGCGGGCUGCGGCUGCUGCCCCACCUGCGCCCUGGCCAAGGGGGUGCACUGCGGCGUCUACUCGCCCCGCUGCGGCACCGGGCUCCGCUGCUAUCCGCCACGGAACGUGGAGAGGCCCCUCCACUCGCUCAUGCAUGGCCAGGGAGUGUGCACCGACGAGAGGGAUGUGGAAGAGAACUCAGCGAUGGACAGGCACGAUGAGACCAUCCCUGAGCACCCCAACAACAGCAACAUCCGCUGCAGUCCCCAGGACAAGCGCUGCAUCCAGAAGACCCUGGCCCGCCACCCCGCCAAAUCCACCAAUCAGAGAAGCAACAACGCCAGGGAGGACCCAAAGGCUGCCCUGGCUCCAUGUCGUGCUGAGCUGCAGAGAGCGCUGGACCGACUGGUGUCCAACACUCGCACCCAUGAGGAUCUCUACAGUAUCCCCAUACCCAACUGUGACAAGAACGGAGACUUCCAUGCCAAGCAGUGCCAGCCAGCACGUGACGGGCAGCGGGGAAAUUGCUGGUGUGUCGACCAGAAGACGGGCAUGAGGCUGCCAGGGCCCCUGGAGCUGCGGGGGGAACUGGACUGCCACCAGCUAAUGACUGCAACCAUGAGAGAGUGAGGAUGGGACCGGCGGGGCCCCUGGGGGGCCAGGGCUAGGGCUUAGGGCCAGCCAAAUUCUACUGGUGCUGUUUAGUUACAACUAUGGAAGGAAAGGACUUAACCCUAAAGCCUCACUUCACGUGAGGCUAACGGUACUUGUUUGAUAUGAAAAAGAUAAAAGGAAACCAUAGAAUUUUACUAUUGUUUGUUUUCGUGUGUGAGCGUAUGUCUGUAUGCAUCUUUUUGAGCACAUGUGUGUAUUUUACAUUUCUGUGAAGUUAGGCAGAUGCUCUUGCUUUAAAUAACAGGUGGCAAACAACAGACCCCCGAAUAAAAGUGUUGUAAGCAUUCUUCUCAAAACAGGACAACAUUGGUUUAGUGUAGUCUAGUUGAACUCUGAUUUCCAUCUCUUAGCCUCUUUGAAACAAAAAACAGAAAAUCUUUACGCAAUGAGUUAAGUGUCCUAACAUGACUCACCAUCGACCAUUCAGCAGCAGCUGUGGAAAAGAAUGACUAUUGGGAGUGUGUAUGAGAGAGAGAGAAUUACCAAUUGAUGAUAAGCCGCAGCUUUUCACAACACUUGGAGACAUGAAGUGAAAAGAUAGAUUACUUUUGAAAGACUAAACUGUACCUCUGAGAGGAGCCCAGAAUAGAUGUGCUUUACCGCUACCCCCUCCCUUCACUCCCUUCUCUCCGCUUCCCCCCUUCUCUUUGACUGGGAGCUCUCUCUCUCUCUCUCUCUCUCUCUCUCUCUGGUUUAUUUGUCCAGGGGGACUGGCAUCAUAGCUGGGCUCGGGACUCUGUACACUGCUGAUAGGAUAAUCUUGUUUCUCCAGCUGGGGCUGAAGUGCUAAGACGCCAGUGCUGCUGCUCUCAUGUUUGUAUGAAUAUGCUUCUAUAUACAGGAUUUCUUUCCAACCAAGAGACUGCUUGUUGGCAGUAUUGUGUCAUUUAUAGUGGUGCUAUACACUCAUUGUGCCAAAAAAAAAGUUUUUUUUUCUUCUCCUGUGCUUUUUGGGGGAUUGUUUUUAGAAGGAGACAGAGUACAAACUCCCAGAUGAGGGGGGGGGGGUGAUCUUAGAAUAGCCUAGAUGUGUGACUGACCACAAAUACUGUCUAGUUGUCACACAAAUAUCUCCAAGUUUUUAUACUGCAUUGAUGAAAUAAAACAUACAAGUAAAUACACGGAUAUCAGUGGGAGCAUUACUGUAGUUAACCCGCCUGACUGUUUCAUGGACUAAUGUAGUGUGACUUUGCAUGAUUGUAGCACGUGUGGCUCGUGACCACUUCUCGCGGCUAGAAGGGAAGAGGACUUUAUGACUGCAAUGAUGAAAAAAAAAACACGCUCUAGACAGCCUCUGUAAUGGCUAGCUGGCUGAAACGUUCGGAGAAACGCCAGACGUCUAUAUAAUAGCAUUGGAAUCCUCACAGAGAGAUUGCAUCCUGCUCAUCCAUGGACUCCCUCCAGUACAUGGACUCCCUCCAGUACAUGGACUCCCUCCAGUACAUGGACUCCCUCCAGUACAUGGACUCCCUCCAGUACAUGGACUCCCUCCAGUACAUGGACUCCCUCCAGUAUAAGAGAACACCCUCGACUUUUACUCUGGCAGAGCCAGUUAUCGCGUUCGACGUCAUCGAUGAAGCAGUAUACGAGCCAAGGAAUCAUUGAUUUGUAUUAUUAUGUGGACAAACUCCCUAGUGCAUACUCCUACAUACCUUCCACAUACACUACAUGGACAAGACUGUUAACAUCCUUACAGCGAUUUGAUUGUACUGUAUUGCAAACGGGUGGAAAAGAUUGGUGAUGGGUUCCCUCGGGUUAUGAUCUAUGAUGUGAUUGGUUGAUUGACCGACUCAGGCUUGACCUGUGGACCACAGGGAGUGUAGGAGAGAAGACGGCCCUUGAACACAGGACAGUCUGACCAGUGAGUUCAGCGAGGUCGGUCGUUUGUCAUUUCUAGAAAUGGAUAGUGCACUGAAUCCCCCUGAGAGAUUUGGGUUACUAAUUGACUCCAGGGAGGAUUCAUCUCGCCGGGACAUUCAUUAUUGGUGUUAACAGUACACUGGCACAGUUAGCUUCCUGUAGAGCGAGGCGAGGGGACAGGGCCGAGAGGGUAAACCAGACGGACGUGGGCAGCAGUUGUCCUGCUUCCUCUUUCAAGAACUGAAAGAAGAGUGCAGGACAGGUUGUUCAAAAACGGACUCCUACAAAUGAUAGGCAGCUCUUUUUGUCAGCUGAGAUGUGAGCAGAUGGACUAGAGGGAGAGGGAGCAGAGACGGUGUGAGUAGAUGGACUAGAGGGAGAGGGAGCAGAGACGGUGUGAGUAGAUGGACUAGAGGGAGAGGGAGCAGAGACGGUGUGAGUAGAUGGACUAGAGGGAGAGGGAGCAGAGAUGGUGUGAGUAGAUGGACUAGAGGGAGAGGGAGCAGAGACGGUGUGAGUAGAUGGACUUGAGGGAGAGGGAGCAGAGUCGGUGUGAGUAGAUGGACUAGAGGGAGAGGGAGCAGAGACGGUGUGAGUAGAUGGACUAGAGGGAGAGGGAGCAGAGACGGUGUGAGUGACAGCGAGCCGGGGAGUUCCAGCUACAUUUGUGUCGCAACUGAUUUGCUCUCACAAAACCACAUUGUGUCCGUAAGGCACACAGCUUUUACCAUUCACUCUCUCUCUCUCUCUCUCUCUCAUACCCCUCUGGUUUGACAGAGGAGCCUAGAAGUCAUUCAAGGGCUUUCCUCUGGCUGUUAUCCAGAGCAGCAGAGCACAUACUGUAGCAAGUCCAACUAAGCCCAACAUAGCAAUGCCCCUCAACACGGUUGUGCUGUGAUUGCUGCCAUGGGGUAGUACAUCCUGGGACAGAAACAUCUAAUUUCAUUAGGCAACAUUGAAUAUUCACACCUCCCUGCCUGGGGACAAAGUAGAUAGAAAACCCUCUGCUACAUUACUAUUCAGAAUCACAAUAUCAAAGACAUUUGGGUCGAUGUGUGACAUGACUUGACAUGAGCCAGGCCAAAGAUACUUAUUGCGGACUUAGCCAACUGUACUGUAUCUGUAACUUGCUUCCUUGUAAAAAAAUAAAAUAAUAAAAAUAAUUGAAAAAAACGACCAAAGUUAUCCAAAGGGUCUAUGGGGAUAUUGCAUGGUAAUAGUGUUGUAGUUUACUUAGCAGUCCCUCAGUCAAUGACUUAUCUUCUGAACUAAUUACUAACCUGUAGACAUUUACUUAGCCUACAUUUGACCAAAACUUUGACCGACAAACAAACAUCCCCAGUGCGCUGGUUGAAUCGACGUCCAGUUUUGCCCGCUUUCUGGGUCAAUAACCUUGAAACUGAGCCUCUUGAUGAUCACUAAUUGUUCAUAUUAGCCUUUUCACAAAUGACAAGUCCCUCAAAUGUAUUUUUGGCUCUCUGAGGCUAUUGGGUGAAACAGGAUGCUCUUACUUUCUGCCACAUUCCACCAUGACAUCCACUAUUCCCCUAGAAUACCUAAGAGCAGAGUACCAUCUCAGCAGCCCCCAAGUGAAAAGCCCAUAUUCCAAAAGCUGGUCAUAUUUUCAUUGUAAAAAUUCCUUGUUCUUAAACCAUAAAUCACACAUAACUUCAACAAAGCGACUGAUGUCAUUCCCAACUAGAAAGACAUCGGAAAUGGUAUUAAGGAAGGAGGAUAUACUGUAGCUGAUAAGUUGAUUGUAUAUAUUUCAAAACACAAUGAAGUAACAUGAACAGUGAAAGGCUUCUCCAAAGAAGUUACAAGGAAGAGUAUUUUGAGGCAUGAAACCCCCAAAACUAUAGGAGUGCUUUGUGUACAUUAAAAUGUUGAUAUUCCCUUGUCAUGUACUGAAUGAAAAAACACCAUACAUAAGUCUAAGGCCUUAUCUUUACAAGUAGGCUGUCAUUGUAAAUACGAAUUUGUUCUUUACUGACUUGCCUGGUUACAUAAAAGGUAAAACAAAGUAAUAUCCUAGAACAUUCCAUUUCUAUGCUACUGUAGAUAUUAUCUCUAGGUAAAGUAGUGCUAUGUUUCAAGUCAAUGGUCCUGGUUUUCCUUUUGGAUCCAAGACCUUCAGUGUUUAAUUUACAUUCAACUGUGUAUACCUACACUACAUGACUUGAUCUCUAACUUUUGCUCUACUGUAUUUAGUAUUUCUGAGGGAUAUUCCUGUUUGCCUUGGACUUUACCUGUUAAUUCUACUGUAAAAAGAUUCAAGGUAACUUUAGCAUGUGUAGCCUAACUAUAUACUGGGUUUAAACAUGGCGAGAUCUUGUAGGUCCAGAACAGGGCCAUGCUUUACAAACAUUGAAGAAAACGCAGCAAGAAUGUGUGCUUGUUACAGAAUAAUGAUCUGGUUACCUUAGAAAUGUUUACUCUAUGAGAGAAUUGUACACAAUGUAUUAGAUCCAAUGAAAUUAUAAACGUGUAGCAUCUGA